AGAAAAUGGACGAAGGGCGGCAAGAAAACGAAGUCAGAACUGAUGUGAAGUUACUACUAGACUGUUUGAAAUGCCAAGUCAACAAUCCAACUGCAGUAAAACAGGCCCUUCUAACACUUUCUUCGAUUUUUAGUACAUAUGAUUUUGUCAAAGAAUAUUUCAAGGACAUUGGGGGUCUUACAUUCCUUAUAGAUCUCCUUACAUCCAUAGAAAAUCAUGAAGUUCAGGAAAGAGCCUUCUUUUGUCUUGGUUGUGCAAUUGAAAGAAAUGUUUUUUGUCAGAAAUCAGUUACAACCAGCACUGUUUUCAAAUUCAUUCAAACAAUAUUGUCAGAGGGAUCCACUGCCAAAUUAAAGCAAACAGCAACAUUCUUUCUCAUAAAUCUUGUGGCAAACAAUGGAGAAGGACAAGUCUUGGUGAAACAAAGUCAGUGCCUUUCUACUCUAAUGGAUUUAUUAUGUAAAUCUUUGCCAAAAGGUAUGAGAGCUGAAGGUAGAGAUGAGACAGGUUUUGACUGGUUUGAUGAUUCAGGACCCACUAGCAUAGAACUGUGGACCAGUGUGGUCAAUGCUUUAUGUGUCAGUAUCAACAAUCCACAGAAUGAGGAAAACCAGAAAGUGUGUGGUCUGCAAAUACCAUUCAUUUUUAAACUUCUUAAGCAGGAUAGAGGGAUUCUCUCUCUGACAAGAUCUCUAAUGUUUCUUCUUGGAUUCAUUGUGUCAAACAAUAGGUCCAAUCAGGAUCAAGUACGCAGAUGUGGGGGACUUGGUGUUUUGUGCCAAGAGUUACAGCAUCAAUAUAAUCAAUCAAAUGAUCCAGAAAUGUUAAAGGAUGUUAUUCAGAUCAUCACCACCAUAGAUUCCUGCAUCGCAGAUAAUAAUGAAAGUGCAAAAGAGCUAGGACAAACAGGAGUGAUUCAAAUUCUAGCAAGUGUCAUACAUGAUGACAAGUUGGAUAUUGGAGAAAAAAUUAAAGUGACAAUAACUCUAGGUCAUGCAAUUGAACACUCAGCAUCAAAUAGAAGUCUUUUUCUUGAAGCUAAAAAUGGUCUGCAGGACUUAAUUCACAUUUUAACUACAUGUGAAAAUGAAGAACUGAUGAAGGCAAUAAAAUAUGUGUUACAGGUUACCGUCCAGAAAGACACCAUUUUAGAAGAGGAGGAGGAAGAGGAAUGGAAUCAAGAAAUGGCAAACAAAAAAAUCAUAGGAGAAAAUAUACUGAAAAAAGUGAAUGAGUUAGCAAAUCGUCUGAAAUCCAUAGAAAAAGAGAAAGAUCUUAGUGGAAAUCAUCCUACGAUGAUCCACACCCCGAAGUACAACAAAAACUUCAAUGAAUGUCCAACAACUCAGGACUGUCUUUAUACACAACCAACACUG
Molecule: messenger RNA, 1376 nt
Organism: Saccostrea cuccullata (small rock oyster)
Lineage: Eukaryota; Metazoa; Mollusca; Bivalvia; Ostreida; Ostreidae
Product: telomere repeats-binding bouquet formation protein 1-like
Exons: 12
Biological process (GO): meiotic attachment of telomere to nuclear envelope; homologous chromosome pairing at meiosis
Source: RefSeq, a predicted model, not a curated record